AUGCCGGAGAUCUGCAGUGGCUUCUCUUUGAUCAGACUUGUGUUUGCAGUGCUGCUGCCUGCAGCAGCUUAUCAAUCCCCUCUGCCCACAGACUGUAGUGACAUCUACAGAGGUGGUGCAGGCGUGGAUGGAGUAUACACCAUCUAUCCAGCUGGCUCCACCUCUCCUGUGCAGGUUUACUGUGACAUGAGCAAAGACGACAUCGACAACUCAGCAGAAAAAUGGACGGUGAUUCAGAGAAGACAAGAUGGCACAGUGAACUUCUUCAAGAAGUGGGAGCACUACAAAACCGGAUUUGGGAGCGCUGCUGGAGAGUACUGGCUGGGCCUGGAGACAAUGCAUCUGCUAACCCAACGCAAGAACUAUGAGCUGAAGGUCGACAUGGAAGAUUUUGAAGGCCAGAAGGUCUUUGCCCAUUACUCCUCCUUCUCUGUUGGCCCAGAGUCAGAUGGAUAUAAGUUAAACCUGGGAAGUUUCAUCAAAGGGGCAGCAGCGGAAGAAGCCAUAUUGAAGAAGGUGUGUAGCGCAGCUGAUCCGGUUCACAGAUUCACUUUCUCACUAAACGUGCAGCCCCAAGGAGUCUCUAAAGUGGUCAGGGAGCAGGAAGGGGGCGGUGUAAGUUCUUCGGAAACGGUAAAAGGUCCAGGUGCGGCGGUGGAGCGGUAUGCAGAUGCAGCCUGCAGUUACGCUCAGACGACGCAGGAGUCCCGACACAAGGGGGCAGCAUUACUACCAUAA
This is a messenger RNA of Pundamilia nyererei, 738 nucleotides long. Its product is annotated as microfibril-associated glycoprotein 4-like. The record is from RefSeq and is a predicted model, not a curated record. Lineage: Eukaryota; Metazoa; Chordata; Actinopteri; Cichliformes; Cichlidae. Bases 1 to 738 code for a protein of 245 amino acids. The transcript is spliced from 7 exons. Gene Ontology annotation, biological process: elastic fiber assembly.